UGCGCAAUAAUAAUGGUACUGUCGUAGUCGCAGGUGCUUGCAUGCUAUUUUGCUGUGCAUAAACACGUGUUCGUGCAUGCAGCGCAGUGCAUUCAUAAAGCCAGUACUACUAGUUUUUAGUCGAAACAGUUGAUUAUUAGCUUCAAGAACGCGUUUCAAAUCGAUAUUUUCAGUCUCAAAUUUCGCAGAUGACAUGCUUGCAACUUUAUCAUUUUGAUGUAUGUGUUGUGUGGGCAUUAAUUAGCCUAAUGGAAACAGUUGUUUUAACUGUCAUCACGAUGCCCAGAGCAGGAAACAGAAAGGCACAAAAGAAGGAAGGUCACCAAAGCAGGGAUAAAACGUCCUCCAAGAUAUCCGAGUCGCCUGAAGAACUCAAAGAUGUGGGGAUCUCUGGAAAUAAAAACAGCCCUGGGAAUACUGAUGAACAAAACUCCCCUUCAGUAACAAAGCCUGUAGUCAAACAAUCACAAAAGAAUAGUAACACCAAGUUAAGGAGAAAGAUUCUAAAGAAAAAGGAAUCUGGUGUAAACUUUGUCAACCAAGAGAUGGAUGAUAGUGAGGAUGGUGAGAUUAGUUUUAACUUCAAAGCUGGAAACAUCAAGGAAGCUGAAGCAUCGACAAAGACUGAUUCAGUUGAGCUGGCAAACGUUACCGGUACUAGUGUAGAGAAACCAGUACAAAUGUUGAGCAAGACAAGGAGUGCUAAAGGGAAUCAGGAAGCACACAGUAAGUCACAUGAGGUCUCAAUGGGUCCUGUAUCCAAUCAGGAACUAGUUGAUGUCACCAUGGAUACCAACCAGGUACAAGAAGAGACAACAGUGAAAAAACAACCCCAUGCAGAUUCAAAUGAAGGAAAGAAGCAAUCUGGUGUCAAACAGAAAUCAAGGAAGAGGAAAGCUUCUCGUCAAGAAAAUGAUAUCCCCAUGAAGAAGGCACCUAAAAUAGAAGAUAUUUUUUUCUAUUGUGGAAACCUGCCACCUGGUGUGACCAGAGAGACACUCAAGUACUUCCUUCAAGAGGAAGGCAUCCACCCACGAGUCUUCAUUAAACGCAUGAAAGGAUUGAAACAUGCACCGACUGAUACACUGACUCCCAAGCAGAAACUGUACAAGAAGAAUCAGCUGAAAGCAGCCAAGUCUCUCUUUGCAACGGUGAUUGUUAAGACAGAAGAAGAAGCCAAGAAGAUGAUGCUUCUGAAUGGAAUCACGAUGCCCUCUCCUUCUAGCAACGACUGGGAGACGGAGCUCAAGAUAGUCAGACGCCUUCCAAGACCGCGCAAGUUCCCUUACAAAGUCCAUGUUGGAGGUUUGCAUCCAGGGAUCAAUGAGGAUGAAUUGAGACAGUACCUGGAGAGUUGUGGUAUCACACCAGGACACGUUGUCAUCAUCCGCACUCAUAGGACUCAGAAAUCAAGAAGGUAUGGCUUUGUCUGGUUUGAGUCUGUACCCGAUGCGGAUAAAGCUGUUGAUCUUCCUGAACCAUCCAUGCGUGACCGUCCCCUUGUCAUCCAACAUAGUUUCAAGAAGACCUUCAAAAACUUUUAAAUAGAUUGUCUGAUACAUUAUAACUUGAUGUUUAAAAGAAAGCUACGUAGACGCUACACAUUCAUGUCACUUCUGUUUUGUCAUUUGCGUGGUGAGUCCGCCUUUGUGUAAAAUGAAAGAAGAAACCAUUGUAAUGAAUUGUGAAAACAUUGUCCAAAUCUUGUGUAAAUUAAGCCAGUUUUCAGCACUUUCUUUUCUUAUCUUUAAAAGAGAGCUAACUAAAGUCUGCAACUAUUUUAUUCUUGAAAGCCUUCCAGUUUUGCGCUUUUUAUUAUGAAUGUACUUAAGGCACUGAUUGCAAGACCCUGUGAGAUAUUCCAGUGUUAAGUAUGUGUGUACUUCACUCUUCCAAUACUUUUGUGAGUUCAAGUAACCAGUGCAUUCAACUUGGUGCAAUCUCACUUACAAUGUACUCACACAUUGUUGGGACAUUUCUUAAGUAAACUUCAAAAGUAUUAUGUUAAUGUCAUUAGCAUAGUGCAAAUUAGGACUUACAAUUUAACACGCAUCAAUGAUUGUUUCUGAGUACUUUUUUUUAUGAUAUGCACGCUUGUGUUUUACAUGUUCCAUCAAAUAUGUAUCUGUAUAAUAAUCCCUUUUAAAAUUUCAUUUUAAGAGUCUAAAAUUGUCAGAAUUAACUAUCUUUCUUUAUGUAUUAGUUUGUUAGUUAAUACUAAGAAUUUCUUGUAUUUCAUAAAUUCUGACCUUUAUUUUAAAUUACUAAACAUGUCCAUUCUUUCAAUUUGAAUCACCUUCAAAAAUUGCAAUAAAAUUCUGAUAAUUUUUCUACUUGAA
Patiria miniata (bat star) is the source of this 2339-nucleotide messenger RNA. RefSeq lists its product as uncharacterized. The transcript is spliced from 7 exons. The record is from RefSeq and is a predicted model, not a curated record. Gene Ontology annotation, molecular function: RNA binding. The coding region runs from base 189 to 1544 and encodes 451 amino acids. Lineage: Eukaryota; Metazoa; Echinodermata; Asteroidea; Valvatida; Asterinidae.